Exophiala xenobiotica is the source of this 777-nucleotide messenger RNA. RefSeq lists its product as hypothetical. The record is from RefSeq and is a predicted model, not a curated record. Gene Ontology annotation, biological process: protein modification process; mRNA splicing, via spliceosome. Bases 100 to 777 code for a protein of 225 amino acids. Gene Ontology annotation, molecular function: protein tag activity. Lineage: Eukaryota; Fungi; Ascomycota; Eurotiomycetes; Chaetothyriales; Herpotrichiellaceae. Gene Ontology annotation, cellular component: cytoplasm; nucleus. The transcript has 2 exons.
CUUCUGCUUGCUGUUUGGGGUUUGCUUUAUGCAGACACAAACCCCAGGAGAUCCGCCAUCUUGCUUGCUCAUAAUAAACAACUGCUACACCUCUUCAUUAUGGCCGACGAUCAGCGUGAGACUGCCACCUCAUCACCUCCCACCACCAAUACUGACAGGAAAGAGCGAGAAGCAUCUCGUGGCGAAGGCCGCCAUAGAAGCAGGUCACCCCGCGGAGACCGAGACAGACGUGAGGACCGAUCUCGGCGUAAAGACGCUGGUUUCAAGUGGAAAGAGAAGCGCCGCGACGAUGACGAGAGUAGACGAGACCGCGAUGCGGGCUUGCAGCGAGGCUACAGAGACCAUUACCGACCACGGUCCAGGUCCAGAUCACCACCUGCGAGAAGGUCAUCUCCGAGAAGAUCAUCUCCGAGAAGAUCAUCUCCGAGAAGAGACGAGAGGGAUAGCUAUAAGGUUGAAGAUCGCAGGGACCGACCACGUGAGGACAAGGAUAGAAAAGAGAAGAAGGAGAAGAAACCUGCGCCUGCUGUGCCUACACAACCCAUGAUCAUCGUCUAUGUGAAUGACAGACUUGGAACGAAAAAGGCAAUCCCUUGUUACCCCACGGAUCCUAUCAAGGACUUCAAAGUCAUCGUGGCCUCAAUGAUCGGACGACAGCCCCACGAAAUCCUUCUCAAGAGACAAGGCGAACGGCCGUUCAAGGACCAGCUGACUCUACAAGACUAUGGAGUGAGCAACAACGUCCAGCUGGAUCUUGAGGUUGAUACCGGCGACUGA